UAGCUCAAUCUUUUUGGACCAGCCUCCAUCCUACUGCGAGUGUGUCUAUGCAUGCAUGUGUGUUUGAAUGCCAGAGAGAGAGACAGAGAGACCAGUACUAAGGAGAAGGCAUGAGAGUCAAGAGCAUGCAGUUAUACAGGAGCCACAACGGAGACUGAGACAUCGGCUCUGACAAGCCUGUAACAAAGACCAGCAGGAGAAACAAACGACGUGGGGACGCAUAGACUGUCUUCACACAGCUACAGGUGCACCWGUGACACAGUCAGCCUGGUUGUAGAGGAGCAGAAGAAGAGAAGAGGAACCACUAGCCAUGGGGCCCAGAGCUUGGUGCCUGUUUGUCCUGCUUGGGCUGUCCGUCUGGGGCAGCAGUGAGGGCCUCAGAUCCCCCAUCCUGACCCGGAGACGGAGGUACCUGGAGGACAAAGGAGAACCACCCAAAAAGUGCUCGUAUACCUUCCUGGUCCCUGAGCAGAAGAUCACAGGGCCAAUCUGCACCAGCCGGGGCCUACACACGGACAAGGACCGCGUGACCCGCGUGGACRUAGCAGCGGUGAGGGACCUGCUCUCCAAACAGAGACGGGAGAUGGAUACCCUGAAGCUGGUGGUGAACAUUGAUGGGAACAUGGUGAACGAGAUGAAGUUGCUGAGGAAGGAGAGCAGGAACAUGAACUCCAGGGUGACCCAGCUCUACAUGCAGCUGCUGCACGAGAUCAUCAGAAAGAGAGACAACUCUCUGGAGCUGGCUCAGCUGGAGGGACGCAUUCUGAACGCCACAGCAGAGUCCCUACGUCUGGCCGCCCGCUACCGUGACCUAGAGGUCCGAUACGCUGCGCUCUCYGCCGUGGUCAACAGUCAGUCAGUUCUGGUUGGUGCCCUGGAAGAGCGCUGUCUGCAGGUGUACGGCCGGCGGCAGGAGCAGUCUCCUCAGGGCCCACCACUGGUGCAGGUGGUGCCAGAGAACAUACCGGUUAACAUCCCGAGAUUUACCAACGAGAUCCAGAGGGACCACGGCCGGGCAUUUCCCAGAGACAGGGGCUCCCAAGCAGGGCCAGCACCCACAGGAAGCACCCUGGAGCUCCAGAAGGCUCCGCAGGGCAACUUCAGUGCAGAGGGUCCUUUCAGGGACUGUCUCCAGGCCCAGGAGGCUGGCCAUGGCACCAGCGGUAUGUACCUGCUGAAACCUGGCGAAGCGGAGAGGCCCAUGCAGGYGUGGUGUGAGCAGGACCUGGACAACGGAGGCUGGACCGUCAUCCAGAGCAGGAGGGAUGGCUCUGUCAACUUCUUCAGGAACUGGGACGCUUACAAGAAUGGAUUCGGCAACAUAGAUGGGGAGUACUGGCUGGGGCUGCUGGGGAUCUACAAUUUAGGGAAGCAGGGAGACUACAGACUUCUAGUGGAGCUGGAGGACUGGGUGGGGAAGAAGGUGUAUGCUGAUUACAGCAGCUUCCACCUGGAGCAUGAGAACGAGGGCUACCGCCUGAGGCUGGGCACCUACCAGGGAAACGCUGGCGACUCACUCAGCAGCCACAACGGCAAGCAGUUCACCACACUGGACCGAGACAAGGAUGCCUUCUCAGGUAACUGUGCACACUUCCUUAAGGGAGGCUGGUGGUACAACUCCUGUGGCCAGGCCAAUCUGAAUGGUGUUUGGUACAACGGCGGGGUCUACCGCAGCAAGUUCCAGGACGGAAUUUUCUGGGCAGACUACGGCGGAGGAUUCUACUCUAUGAAGGGAGUCCGCAUGAUGAUUAGACCUAUAGACUGAGACUACAGAGGGAGAGACAUGACCAUCCUAUCCCUCAACCAAC
Molecule: messenger RNA, 1808 nt
Organism: Salvelinus sp. IW2-2015
Lineage: Eukaryota; Metazoa; Chordata; Actinopteri; Salmoniformes; Salmonidae
Product: angiopoietin-related protein 1
Biological process (GO): cell surface receptor protein tyrosine kinase signaling pathway
Source: RefSeq, a predicted model, not a curated record